Ictalurus punctatus (channel catfish) is the source of this 3147-nucleotide messenger RNA. RefSeq names its product acyl-CoA synthetase long chain family member 2 (gene acsl2). The record is from RefSeq and is a predicted model, not a curated record. Gene Ontology annotation, biological process: very long-chain fatty acid metabolic process; long-chain fatty acid metabolic process; long-chain fatty-acyl-CoA biosynthetic process. The transcript is spliced from 21 exons. The coding region runs from base 151 to 2274 and encodes 707 amino acids. NCBI's taxonomy places the organism in Eukaryota, Metazoa, Chordata, Actinopteri, Siluriformes, Ictaluridae. Gene Ontology annotation, molecular function: arachidonate-CoA ligase activity. Gene Ontology annotation, cellular component: membrane; endoplasmic reticulum.
AUGACGUAGGCGAGUUAAAGAGGCGCGAGGGCGGUGUCAUGCCGGGGGUCCGGUGCGCGUGAGGGGUCCGAGAAAGAGCUCAGUUCCGUUCAGUUCACUUUCCGGCUUGUGUGGAGAAAGUUCGAGUCUGUGAAGAGCUCUAACACAGCUAUGCAGUUACAGGAGUGGUUGCGUUCCUUUCGUCUCGGCAGCGGUGAUUUAGGGAGCACUGAAGUAGCGGAUCUGAGGACUCUGCUUCCCUCCCUGGCACUCUCUCCUCCAUCUCUCCUCGGGCUCGGCGCCGUGGCAUCGCUCACGGCCUACUGGCUGGCGACCCGACCUCGCUCCAUCCGGCCUCCAUGUGACCUGAAGGCUCAGUCCAUACCUGUGCAGGGAGAUGCCAGUUGCAGACGGUCCGCCUUGCUGAAGGAUGAUAAUCUACUAGACUUCUACUUUGAGGAUACGAAGACCGUGUAUGACAUGUUUCAGAGAGGCCUGAGAAUCGCAGGUGAUGGGCCGUGUCUUGGCUUUAGGAAACCGGGAAAGCCAUACCAGUGGAUCUCCUACACCGAGGUGGCAGAGAGGGCGCAGGUGCUGGGCUCCGGUCUGCUGGCCAAAGGAUGCAAGCCUACUCCUAAACAGUUCGUUGGCAUCUUCGCUCAGAACAGGCCAGAGUGGGUUAUUACAGAGAUGGCCUGCUACACCUUCUCCAUGGCGUUGGUGCCUCUGUAUGACACACUGGGCCUGGAGGCCAUGGUGCACAUCCUCAGCCUGGCGGAGAUUUCUCUGGUGGUCUGUGAUAAGGAGGAGAAGGCUGAGUCUCUGUUGGUGAAUAAGGAGAAUGGAGUGACUCCUACUCUAUCCUGUCUGGUGCUCUUUAACCCUGUGAGCGCCGCCCUGGUGGAGAGAGGGAGGAACUGUGGCGUGGAGAUUUUGCAGCUCGAACAGCUCAUGGAUUUGGGCAGGGAAAAUCUCCAGGCUCCAGUACCUCCUCAGCCUCAGGACCUGGCUGUGGUGUGUUUCACCAGUGGAACUACAGGAAAGCCAAAAGGAGCCAUGAUCACACACGGCAACAUCACCUCCAACGCCUCCUCCGUCAUUAAGAUUCUGGAGGGCUUUUUCGAGAUUCGCCAGGAGGACGUGUCGAUCUCGUACCUGCCCCUCGCUCACAUGUUCGAACGCAUGAUUCAGGUGUCUAUGUUCUGUCAUGGAGCGAGAGUGGGCUUCUAUCAGGGGGACAUCUCGCUGCUCAUGGACGACAUCAAAACUCUGAAGCCCACUUUCUUCCCCGUGGUGCCCCGCCUACUCACCCGCAUCUACGAUAAGAUCCAGGGUUCGGUGACAUCGGUGUUGAGGAGGGCCGUCCUACACUACGCCGUGAGCAGGAAACAGGCCGAGUUGAGCAGUGGAAUCGUCCGGAAUGACAGCGUGUGGGACAGACUGGUCUUCGGGAAGAUACAGGCCAGUCUGGGAGGAAACCUGCGCUUCAUCCUGACUGCUUCGGCUCCCAUCUCGCCCACAGUGCUGUCCUUCCUCCGAGCUGCCCUCGGCUGCCUGAUAUUCGAGGGCUACGGUCAGACUGAGUGCACGGCUGGCUGUACAUUCUCUAUGCCUGGAGACUGGAGCGCAGGCCACGUUGGUGCUCCUCUUCCUUGUUCCCUGGUGAAACUGACCGACAUUCCAGACAUGAACUAUUAUGCCAAGAGUGGACAGGGAGAGAUCUGUAUCCGGGGUCCCAGUGUAUUUCAGGGUUACCUGAGGGACGAGGAGAGGACGGCCGAGGCUCUGGACAGUGACGGCUGGCUGCACACAGGGGAUGUGGGUCAGUGGCUGCCGAAUGGGACUCUUCGAAUCAUCGACAGAAAGAAGAAUAUAUUUAAACUGUCUCAGGGAGAAUACAUCGCUCCAGAGAAGAUUGAGAACGUCUACAUGCGCUGUGUACCUGUGCUGCAGGUGUUUGUGCAUGGAGACAGUCUACAGUCUUAUUUGAUAGGUAUCGUGGUCCCAGACCCAGAAGUGUUUGUCAACUGGGCCAAAGAAAGAGGAAUUGUGGGAUCGUAUGAUGAGCUCUGUCAGAAUCCUGAUGUGAAGAAAGCCGUGCUGGAGGACAUGACUGCAGUGGGGAAGGAAGCAGGACUGAAGUCUUUUGAGCAGGUGAAGGAUUUGUAUCUGCAUCCAGAGAUGUUCAGCAUCAGUAACGGCCUCCUCACUCCCACCCUGAAGAGCAAGCGGGUGGACCUGCGCCGCGUCUUCAGCGAGCAGAUCACACACAUGUACAGCAAAUCAGCCAUGUAGCGACUCGGGACGGGCGUCUGAAUCGUACGAUUAACGCUUUUAGCUAACUGUACUGUAGAAUCCGUGCUGAAGUGGAACCGCACUACUGAUCAUGAACUAGAUAACGCACAGGAGACACGCCCGGGACGCACGCAGUCAGUAAAACCCUGCUGCACUCCAACUUCUGACGUUUGUAACUAAUUGUGUGUAUAACAGAGCACAAAGAACCGGUGAAGGAUAAACAGCUUAGGGAUUCUAACGUCUGUUAACCCAUGCGUGACUCUUUUUUUUUUUUUUUUUUUCUCCGCCCCCCCCCAUGCGCCAAUUCCUCAGGUCACUUUGACCUUUGACCCUGACCAAACGCUCAUCUUUUUGGCCUGCCGGAAAUCAGUAGAGUGUAAAGACUCUCUCGGGUGCUAUUGCGUUCAUCCGUCCGCUACAAGAGGAAAACUAUGACGUCCAUUUCCUGCUGUCGUUACGGACGACGGGUUUUUAAAAAAUAUUAUUAUUAUUAUUAUUAUUAUUAUUAUUAUUAAAUAUCUCUUACUUGCUAAUAGUUCUUGAUCACAUUCUGCGUUGUUAUUUAGUUAGAAGCGGAGAGGUCGCACGUUCAAGGCUUAACCCGUGGAAAGUGCACACAAAAAAAAAAAAAAAAAACGGACAAGGGUAAAUGUCUCACGUUAGGAACACGAACGUGUAAUUUAUGCAGCGUGUAUUAUAAAACAAAACGUGUGAAGUGUAAAUGUGGACUUUUUGUUUGAGCUGUACAUAUUGAGAAUGAAACCUGCAGAUUAUGAAAUAUUCCACUAAUUCCACCCACGGUAGAGAUGUACUGUGUUUUAUAUUUGUCGUCCCUUACCAAGCAGAUGAAUAAAGAUGAUGCAUUCUAGUCGA